CAUUCAACUCUUUCCAGUCCACUCCCAUCCGCUCUAGGGAGACUGGGUCAUCAUCUCCUUGAUGAUCGACCUUUUCAAUCCAUCUUCACUUCUUAUCAUCUAGGGUUUUGAAUUACUGUCCAAAUUUGUGCUUACAAUUUCUUUGAUAAAGUUAUAUUUAUUUGUAAUUAUACUCAAGUUUUUAUUGAUCAAUUGUAUAAUACAUUUGAGAAAAUUUUUUUGUGAGUUCGAGAAAUUCUCGAAAGAGAUGGAGCUUACAUCAGAACCUUCAUCAUGCUCUUGCCUCUGCGGCCAGCGGUUUCCGCCGGGGUUCAGGUUCCAACCUACGGACGAGGAACUGGUCGUAUACUACUUGAAGAGAAAGAUCUGCCGCCAGCCAAUCAUGCGCGACGUCAUUGGCGAGACUGACGUAUACAAGCGGGAGCCAGAAGAACUUCCUGAGUUGUCAAAGUUGAAGACUGGUGAUAGGCAGUGGUUCUUCUUUAGCCCCAGAGAUCGGAAGUAUCCAAAUGGAGCCAGGUCAAACAGAGCAACUAAGCAGGGGUUUUGGAAAGUAACGGGAAGGGAUCGCAUAAUUACAUGCAAUUCUCGUAAUGUUGGCGUUAAGAAGACACUGGUCUUUUAUAAAGGUCGGACACCUACUAUUAAACCUUCUUCUCCCAAACCUACUAUUAAACCUGAACGUACUGAUUGGGUGAUGUAUGAGUAUACAAUGGACGAAGAGGAGCUAAAAAGAUGUCCUUCUGCACAAGACUACUAUGCACUAUAUAGGAUCUUUAGGAAGAGUGGGAUAGGCCCCAAGAAUGGGGAGCAAUAUGGUGCACCUUUUAGGGAGGAGGAUUGGGCUGAUGAUGACUGCUUGACUGUUAACCCCCUUGUUGAGCAAGAAAAAUAUACAAAUCAGGUCAAUGAUGUUGUUAAUGUUGAAAGCCCAAUACCUAAUGAUUUUGAAAUCUCUUUAGUUAAUAUUGAAGAACUCCUGGACCUGCUUGAAGAUGAGCCUGAUUUACCUGUGCAAAACGCUAUUCUCCAUCCUACCACACCACACAAUGUGCAGGCAAACGUUGAUGUGACACAGUGUAGCACUUCGCAACCACAAUUGCCAGAGGCUCCUGAGUUCACAUCUGCUCCAGUCUAUCAUGGGUUGAAUCCUCAAAUGGUGGAGGAGGAUUACCUGGAAGGUUUUCUGGAGGUGGAUGACCUUGCUGGUCCAGAACCCAGCAUUAAUAACUUUAAUAAGCCAGGGGAAAUUAUGGAAAUUCAGCAAUACGGAUAUGAUAUGGGAACAAGAGAGGCAAGACAUCCCAAUCAACCAUAUGCAAACAAUGCUGAAAAUGGCAUGGUAAACCCUGUCUCUACUUAUUUCAGCGAUAAUCAUGAAACCAUGAACAGCCAGCAGUUGUAUUUGAACGAGAACAAUGAAGGCAGCAAUCGACUGUGGUCUCCUGAUCAAAGGUGCAACAUCGCGACCCCAGCUGAAGCAAAUCAUGAGGUCUUCCAUCCAGCAACUUUAGGUGUAGUUUAUGAUAAUCAUUCCUUGAAUGAUCAUCCUAAGGGGACAAAUUCAAAUCAAAUCACUAGAGAGGAUGGCGCCACAAACUCAAGGUUCUCUUCUGCUCUAUGGGGCAGUCUGGAAUCAAUACCAGCCACUCCUGCUUCAGCUGCCGAAAGUCCUGCUGCUGAUAUGGCAUUUGAGCAAACGACUAGAAGAUCAAGAGUAAUUGCCAGAAACAUGAAUACUGCAUCAGGUAAUACUUCGAGAAGUUCAGGCAAGUCAAUGAGUGGCUUUUUAUGUGUAUUCGUACUAGGAGUGUUGUGUGCUGCUAUGUUAUGGAUAUUGCUAGGAACUUCGUCAUUGAGCUAGUUGGGGAUGUUCCCUCCUGAAUUUAUAAAUUGGAAAAUUCUGUUAUGCUUUGGCAGCUUGGUGAAA
This is a messenger RNA of Ipomoea nil (Japanese morning glory), 1930 nucleotides long. Its product is annotated as NAC domain-containing protein 17-like. Lineage: Eukaryota; Viridiplantae; Streptophyta; Magnoliopsida; Solanales; Convolvulaceae. Gene Ontology annotation, molecular function: DNA binding. The transcript has 3 exons. Bases 248 to 1864 code for a protein of 538 amino acids. Gene Ontology annotation, biological process: regulation of DNA-templated transcription. The record is from RefSeq and is a predicted model, not a curated record.